Messenger RNA from Candidula unifasciata, 1275 nucleotides. The record is from the annotation of a GenBank genome assembly. NCBI's taxonomy places the organism in Eukaryota, Metazoa, Mollusca, Gastropoda, Stylommatophora, Geomitridae.
UUGUUGUACUUCUAAUGGACGUUGGCGAUCAGCUUUCUGUCCUGGAAGCAGCCUCAGCUCUAUCCUUGACCACCAAGCAUGCCUUCUUCACGUUUACGAAAACACCCUACGAUGAAAACAUCCAAAGCGUUCUUGGGCUGAAAUAUGAAGACAUGAUGCAACCAGUGUUUUAUAAUGACAGCAUAGUUCCAGGCACCAGCAUCUUUGAAAGCUUGUUCGUGAUAGGUUACACAUUUCCUAGUGAUAGUUUGCAGAACAGAACUGCUCUUGAGUCAGUUAGAAUCAAGAGAGAUGUAAACAUUAAUACAGACUUCACAUCUUUACACUCAAAUGGAGCAGACUUCACAUCUUUGCACUCAAAUGGAGCAACAGGCAUAUACCAAAGAAGAAAAGGAAAAAAAGGUCACACUGAUGAUAAUUCUCUUAAAAUGCAUGAUUUCAAAGUUAGGAAGGAAAGUCAUGAUAUUUUGUAUCGACAUCAGUCAGGUAAAGUUAUAGUUAAAAGACAGGCUGUAUCGGCAAAUGUAGAUAACAUGUCACAGGGUUUUCAAGGAAUUACAGAUGAUACACAUAAAAUGUCGUCAUCAGAAAACAGUUCCAUGGUCGCGCAGGCGCGACUGAUAAAAAAUAACAACGACAGUGCCACGAUUCAAAGUUCGGAUAUUAAAACAUCACAGAAUAUCGAAGAUGUCUUUAUAUUACAUUCAAAUGCUUCCCAACAUGUACGUCAACAGAACACAUCCAGUGAUUUGCCAGAAAAAAAUGUUCAUCCGAAAACAUCUGAUUCCCUUGUUUUUGAAAGUGAAUACCAAAUAUUACCAUCUAAAGCAAAUCUGGACAUGGAUCCAAUGUUGAACCUGCAUCCUAUGCUAGCAGCAAAAUUCCGAUCCAAGCGAGACAUUGAGACCUACAUCCCAUCUGGUGCCGAUAGCUCUGCUACAUAUGACCUCGUCUUUCUUUUGGCAUACGCUGUACACCUGCUGACGAAGACAACAAACAGCGUCCCCUUUACAGACCAGCUCAUCGCCUCUAUGGCCAAUUUAAGUUUUCCGGGACAUUCUGGAAGGUUCGAGAUCGACCCAGGGCAGCAAGUGAGCUUUGACUUCCAGGUGUAUGAUUUUAAUGUUACAGCGGGCGCAAUGAAGCCUACAGUUUAUUACCUGGCUGCAUCCAGUGAAACCUGGGUGCUAGGUCAACAACACCCCUUGAGAUGGCCUGGCGGGAUUAUACUGUCUCCAGAUGAAUGUUUCAAACAACAGCCUGGAUGUGAUGACG